CCCGAGUGGCAUUUCCACCGUUGUUAGCCCAAAGGAAAUCCGCAAAGAAAAACCCACCAAGAUGUUCCAAGCCAAAUCCGUUUGCCUGCUGCUCGCCCUCUGCCUUUUGGCCCUGUUUUUGGCCGGAUCUGAGGCCCUGCCACGCCCACAGGAGGGUCGAGAGGAGGGCGGCGACCAGGAGGCCAAUGUGGAGGCCGAGGAGAAGGAUCUCGAGGGAGCAGCAUCCUUUGGAUACGGAUACUACUCAUCGCCGUACUUGGGUGGCUACUACGGCGGCGGAUAUUGGCCACAUUACAGCGGAAGUUACUACGGAAUCGGUUAUCCCUACUACGGAGGCUAUGGAGGAUAUGGUGGCUACUACGGACAUGGACAUCACCAUGGACAUUAUGGACACUACUUCUAGGGAAUAGUCUUAACUUGAACAAGAAAGACAU
Messenger RNA from Drosophila rhopaloa, 434 nucleotides. Its product is annotated as pupal cuticle protein Edg-91. The record is from RefSeq and is a predicted model, not a curated record. NCBI's taxonomy places the organism in Eukaryota, Metazoa, Arthropoda, Insecta, Diptera, Drosophilidae. The transcript is spliced from 2 exons. The coding region runs from base 62 to 403 and encodes 113 amino acids.